Messenger RNA from Lethenteron reissneri (Far Eastern brook lamprey), 2196 nucleotides. RefSeq names its product mannose-P-dolichol utilization defect 1 (gene MPDU1). The record is from RefSeq and is a predicted model, not a curated record. NCBI's taxonomy places the organism in Eukaryota, Metazoa, Chordata, Hyperoartia, Petromyzontiformes, Petromyzontidae. Gene Ontology annotation, biological process: oligosaccharide biosynthetic process.
GGGGUUAGAGGGAGGCGGAAAGAGUGGGGCCGCCAUGGAGAACCUCGCUACGUUGAGCGCCGCGAUGCUCACGCCACGAUGCCACGAGCAGCUGUUCGUGCGCCUGAAUCUGCUAGACGUGCCCUGCCUCAAGAUCCUCAUCAGCAAAUGUCUGGGCAUGGGCAUCAUCGCCGGCUCCGUCAUGGUGAAGCUGCCGCAGAUCAUGAAGGUGACGCGGGCGCGUAGCGCGGCCGGGCUCAGCUUCCCGGCGGUGCUCACCGAGCUGUUUGCCAUCUCGGGCACCAUGGCCUACAGCAUCGCCAACGGCUUUCCCUUCAGUGCGUGGGGGGAGGCGCUCUUCCUCAUGCUGCAGACCGUCUCCAUCGGAUUCCUCAUCCAGCACUACGGAGGACGGACCGGCAGGGGAUUGGCGUUCGUGGCCGUGUACGCCGCCGCGCUGCAGCUGCUGCUGUCGUCGCUGACGCCGCCGUCCUUCGUCACCUUAAUGCAGGCGCUCAACAUGCCGGCCAUCAUCUUCAGCAAGCUGCUGCAGGUGGUCGCCAACUACAGGAACGGCCACACAGGGCAGCUGUCGGCCAUCACUGUGUUCCUGUUGCUGGGCGGCUCCCUUGCCCGCAUCUUCACCUCCUUGCAGGAGACGGGCGACCGCCUGCUGGUGGUCACGUACAUCGUGGCCUCCCUGUGCAACGGCACGCUGGCCGCCCAGCUGCUCUACUACUGGAACGCAGGGCCCGACGGCGCGGUGACCCCCGCCAAGAAGCGGCACUAGCUGCCCCCCCCCCCCCCCCCGCCGCAGAUCGUCCGGGCUCCGUCCGUCAUGGGCCGGGCCCCCCCUUCUCCACAGCCCCUGCUCCACAGCCCCCCCCCCCAGCCCCUCCCCCCACAGCCCCUCCCCCUCAACCGUGUUGUGCGGGAAACGUGUUUUGGGGCAGGUGGGGUUGUUUGGCAGGUGAUUGAAGGAUUAAUCCGUAUUGAAUGUAAUGAGGUGUGAGGCGGCGGUAUCUGCUGGGGGUGGGGUGAGGCUCUCUUGCACUGUGGCAAUAGGGGGGCGGGGGCAGCGAGGGCGCGAGUCUCCGUCCAGGUGAGGUGAUAGGAAUCAUGCCUAAACUAAAACUAAACUAUGAACUAUUUUUCACAAGGCCCACUGAGCUGUGUGUAGCUCUUUGUCGGAAGCGACCUGGCCGCAGGUGAUCGCCCCACGAAGUGGCUUAUCGCCAUCGGGUGGGAAUUUCUAGCGGACAGAAUGCUCUUAAGCGCACGGCGUUGAUUCUUAAUCUGGGGUGAAAAACCGGGGGACCCGGAGGAAAAUCCACGCGACCACGGAGAGAGAGAGACAUGCUAACAGGUGUCAGAGUUGGGAACGAACCCAACGACCUCCUGUAUACCAGGCGAGGGAGAUAACAUCUCGCCACUGUUUCACAACCCUGGAUUAGGCCACUACGUAAAGAUCUGACCACAUUUGUGUCAUUAAGAAUCCCCCACCACCGGCCACGGCCAAGCAAAUCAAAUUGCCACGCGGCGAACAAGCGUUUGACGAUGUUCCGGUUAUAAUUUUUUUUUCUUCGGCUCGCUCACCUUGGGCGAGUCGAAGGGGAAUUCCCGCGAGCAAAUCUAACGGCGAUUAAGACGCGGCGACGUCGCGCUUGAAACCGCGUCUAGAGUUCCUUCCGGACAGGAUCGAGGAAAUCGGAAAAUAAAAAUUCAGAAAGCACGAUCAGAACAUCGCUGCACGUGGCCAGGGGGAGCACUCAAUGACGCAAGUGUCCGUCGUCAGUUUUUUCUUCCGAUUGAGUUCCGAUGACGUGCACGAGCCGGAAUGGAACCGGAAGGAAAAUUAAAAUAAAGUAACUUUAUUGGUACCGAGGUUCCUGAAAGCCCACGCGGGAGGCCUGUGUGGCACAGCUUGGCGCCAGCCAUCGUAGAGUGCGGCGGUCGUGUCGCUGCGGUUCUCUGCGGUUGGUACCAACAACGUCUUUAAAAAUAGUGGCGGUACACCUCUGAAUAAAAUUAAGGCCGGGCCGCUUGCGCGUCGCGAGGUUCAGCGGUGAACGGGACACCCACCCUGCAGCUUGAAGAUGCCUCGGAAUGGGAGAGGGGUAACUGUAACGGAUGCAAUUGUCUUCGGCGGCUUGGAAGGGAAGCGGUGAACGGAAGCUCAGAUGUACACAAUUUCAGUGGAAUAAAAUGACAUUGUUU